Messenger RNA from [Torrubiella] hemipterigena, 2645 nucleotides. The record is from the annotation of a GenBank genome assembly. Lineage: Eukaryota; Fungi; Ascomycota; Sordariomycetes; Hypocreales; Clavicipitaceae.
ACAACUUUGAACCUUUCCUCAUCCAAACAGGUCACUACAUUCAAAGUUACAAAAUCCCCGGUUGGACGUAUCAUGAGCAGCAGGACAAGCUCGCGCUUCCGCCUGCCCCUUCCGGGAUCGCCGAACGCAUCUCUUGCGGUGUAUACAACUCGUAUCGGAGCUCUCCUGAAGCGCGCAGACGUCAAAGUGAUUGUAGCCUUCUGGCUCUUUGGUCUUAUAAACAAUGUCUUAUAUGUUAUAAUACUGUCUGCAGCGCAAGACCUGGUCGGCGCUGUACCAAAGGGCGUGGUGCUUCUUGCUGAUGUUGCGCCGUCAUUUAUAACCAAGCUUAUUGCUCCAUACUUUAUCCAUCAUAUACCAUAUAGGAUACGGGUGCUCGUGUUCUGUGCACUAUCCACUCUUGGUAUGUUGAUGGUCGCCUUGACCCCGCCAGAGGACUCUGUCGCAGUAAAGAUGGUUGGAGUUGUUCUCGCCAGCCUGGCCAGCGGUGGCGGCGAGCUUAGCUUCUUGGGCCUAACACAUUACUACGGGCAAAUGAGUCUUGCUGGUUGGGGUUCGGGAACUGGCGCUGCUGGCCUGGUUGGCGCAGGCCUAUAUGUCGUCUUGACCGAAUGGUGGCGGUUCUCCGUCCGUGACAGUUUGCUAUUUAGUGCAACGCUCCCUGUCGUCAUGCUUGUGAGCUUCUUCGUUAUACUGCCGCAAGACAAGUUCAUGCAAGGACAGCCAGCUGGUGCUUAUGCAGCAGUACCAGAUACCGACGACAUUAUUGAUGAUGAAUCAAGAGAGCGCAUGGUCACAGCAUCAGCCCCUAUCAAACACGAGUCACCUUCGUUGCAGCAGAACUUGAAGCGCGCACGUGCUCUUGUUAUUCCGUAUAUGCUACCGCUGCUUCUCGUGUAUAUUGCUGAAUAUACAAUCAACCAGGGAGUGUCCCCAACGCUCUUAUUCCCGCUCGCCGAAGGGCCAUUCGCUGAGUUUCGCGAAUUUUAUCCCUUUUACGGAUUUCUCUACCAGCUCGGCGUGUUUAUAUCUCGAUCCUCAACACCUUUUAUACGCAUCCAUCACCUCUACCUGCCGUCGUUUCUGCAGAUUGGUAACCUUGUGCUACUCACCCUCCACGCAUAUCUAUACUUUAUUCCAUCUGUGUAUAUCGUAUUUCUAAUCAUCUUCUGGGAAGGCCUGCUGGGCGGUGCUGUAUAUGUGAACUGCUUUGCUGAGAUUAUGGAGCAAGUUCCUGAGGAUGAGCGUGAAUUCAGCUUAAGUGCCACAUCUGUGAGUGACAGUGGCGGUAUUUACAUAGCCGGAGUUGUUAGCAUCUUCUUGGAGCCACGAUUGUGUCAUUACCAAGCGGCUCAUGGUCGUGGAUGGUGCAAGGAGAUUCGGGCUGGACAUAAAUAGUCAGAGAUACUGAUGAAUAUAACUAUUGUGUAUAAUUCUUUCGUUUCAUAGUGUCGUCAUUCUAUAAAUGUACUUUCGUCCCUGGAAAAUGACCCAAGCUGAAUUACAUAUGUAUUGCAGACCUUCAUGUUGGCUGGGUUGUCAGUGGCACGAUCAAAAGAACGGACGAUUGUUCGUUUCGUGAAUGUAAGAUCGUCAGCCUCUUCAGCUUCUCCCGCCCCAGGACAUAGUAGCAUCCAGGGCACAAACGAGUAUCGUGGUAAACAAAGUCUCGCAUGUUCCAGUGAUUGUAGUUUGGACAAGAUGCUUCCAAAAUAAUCCAAGAAUGCUUCGACUCCUUCGUAUACUCGAAAGUUUGGCUGCGUCCAGUGGCGGCAUGUCAUAGUGUCGCCAAAGUCACCAUUCAAAGAAAUAUGGAGGUACUGUACAUUUGGUAAAAUACUAGGCAAAAGGUCCACCAGCCUGUAUAACCCCAGCUUUCCGAAGAAUUCUUGCGGAUUUGUAUUAGCGUCACGGUGAUAGCUGUAGGAGUCCGUGCUCCAUGCCAAAGAGACCUUGCGAAGUAGCUUUAAAUGAUGAUUCGGAAGCAGCUCUGGGAGAUGGUGGAACAUGAAUGUACCAUGUAUCCUAAAGGUGCUGCUGCCAUAUAGCAAUGGAAUGCCUUCAUGGUAUGCUUGACGACAGCUUUGCAGCCAACCCAGAGAGCUAACUUUGCAACUAUUGGUGGAAUUGAAGGGCGACCACAGAGACGUGCAGGAUGCCUCGCCAACCAAGCAGAUGUCUCUAUCUCUAUAUCCCAGUGCUGGCAUCAUCUGAUAGUGCCAGUACUCGGGCAAGAAACAAACAUCGUGGCAGUAGGAGCUACGCCAUAUCCAAACACAUGGGCUGGCGGGGUUUCUCUUGGAAUACGGCGAUAUGCGCGCAUGGCGGUUCUUCCAGACUUCACCGUCGUAUUCUGAGAUGACGCUAUGUUCUAGGGAUAGAUGAAUAUGGAUUGCCUGUGGCUCCAGCACAUGAAGGAAAAUCCCAUCGCGAAGCUCUCGGGGAAGUCGCUGAAAGAAGGCGCUUUGGCUGGUGCCAUCGAUAUGACCGGAUCUGGAGAUGGCUGGCAAAUUGGGAUGCGUGGGAAGCGGUGGCCAGAAUCCAGACGCAAUCCAUGACUCAGCCGAUUGAUCUAUGGAGAGGUUUGACAUUCUUCCAUGUCAUGGCGCAGUGUUCAUGGUUGAUGGAUGACCUGGAGAUGUAGG